Messenger RNA from Darwinula stevensoni, 2097 nucleotides. Lineage: Eukaryota; Metazoa; Arthropoda; Ostracoda; Podocopida; Darwinulidae. The record is from the annotation of a GenBank genome assembly.
AUGGCUACUGCCAGGCCUUCAGCUUCUGGUGGCGAGCGCGACUUUCACUCUUCUAAUAACCUUCCUGGAUCUGGCGCUAAGCUAGCUGUUCGGUCAGUAAAGCAGGCGUUGGAGAUUGCACGGGAUCUGAGGAUCGAGGAAGGAGCGAUAAACCGUAUCAGCAUGGAAGGCACCAGGGAGGAACUGGAUGCCGAUGGGGAAACGUCCUCUAUUGAGGCUUUCAAAACUCAGCUGCGGUCAAUGGAGCAACUGCUGAAAAAGAUCCCAGACAAAGAUCGAAACCAGGCCCUGGAUGACCUCAGACAUUUGUUUCAAGAGGCCAAAGCCUGGGCCCCCGAGAAAUCCAGCGAGGAUUCUCAUACCUGCACAUUGAUUGAUGUCAAUUCUGGAGGGUUGGGAGGAGGGAAUUCCCCAGGUAAAAUGGACAGCCAGGUUCAGCAAACUGAACCUACAAAGGAAGAGAGGAUGAUGAGUUCAGGAGCAGUGAAAUCCUCCAAGACGCAAUCCUUCAUUUGCCAAAAAUGCUACAAGGUUUUCCAGCAGAAGGGCUCAUUGAUUCAGCACAUUCCAGGCUGCCACGACCCAGCUACUGUUUCCUGUGCCACCUGCCGCAAAAACUUCCACAACUUUGUGCAUUUCCAGCUCCAUCACUGUCACCCACCUGAGAAAGCACUCAUCUGUGACAAGUGUGGCCUGGGUUUCCGAACAGCGGCUAAUUACAACCAGCAUCUAUCUGGACACGAGCGGAAUGGCUGCCAGAGUUGCGAAGCUGUUUUCACCAGGCGUAAGGAUCUCAAGAAGCAUGUAUUGCGGGAACAUGGGGAAAAGAUCUGUGAAAAGGUUUAUCAAUGCAACUUCUGCAAGAAGGAAUUCGCUAAAUCCCAUUCAUUAUAUGUGCAUCUCAUUUGUCAUGCUGAGGGGAGUCAGCGAGUGUGUCUCAAGUGUGGUGAGAUCUGCAGCAAUGCUGAGGAGUUCCAAGGACACAUGAAGUGGCAUGCAGAUACUUCCAAAUUUAAAUGUUCCAAGUGUAAUGAGAAUUUCCAUGGGAUCCAGCAGUAUACCAAGCAUAUGAAUGCUCACAAGCAGAACAUAUGUGCUCUGUGUCGUGAGGAUUUCCCAUCUAAGAAGAAGAUGGAUCGUCACAUCCGAGAGGUCCACAAUAAGCUACAAACUGCAUCUGAUCUCCCAAGUGAGGAUGAGGGGGAAGAAGGUGCAGAGAGGACAUACAUGUGUGAUGCCUGUGGGAUCCGCUGCUCAAGCCAGAACCAGUUCCAGCGUCACAUGAUGAGGCGGCAUUCUGCACGAAACCCUGUUAGCCCCAGCUAUCACUGUCAAUUUUGUUCCUUCUCCUCCAUCUUGAGGAGCAAUUUGGUACGACACAUGGCCUUGCAUACGUCAUCCCGCUCCUUUGUUUGUGAGCUCUGUGGUGCCUCCUUUUACACCAGCUCCACUUUAAAAGAACAUUACACCUAUGUGCAUUCAAAGGAACGUUUACAUGCCUGUGAGAAGUGUGGGAAGAAGUUCAAGGUGCGAAAUGCUCUACUACGUCAUCUCAGCUCGCAUUCCAACACGAGGCCUUUCAGAUGCCACACCUGUCCGCAAGGGUACAAGCGGCUGUCACACCUCCGUCGACACGUGAGAUCCUGUCACAACCAGGAUCUCCCAUCGACACGAGUCGUUCAACGCCUGGAGCCAGAUGGGGAGGGAAAUCUAGUCCCAGUGGCAAAAUCCUCCCUGAGACCAUCUAAGGCAAACAUUCGUGAAGAGCUGGUGUUGAAUGAGAAUCCUGGAUAUAAUGGAGCUGUGAUGGAAUCUCAUUUGGUGACUGUGAUUCAAACAGGGAGCAUUGCAACAUUCGAGAAUGAAGCAGGCCAACAGUCCAUUGUAGUGCUUCCAAUUCAGGUUUCAACAGAGGGUCUCCCUCCCCCUCCUCCUUAUCCCAAUGCCUCCAUUUCUGAGGAAUCCCAGGCCUUCUCCAAUGUCUUUCCUGUUUCUUCAGGAGAAGUAACAACCUUGGAACCAUUGUUCUCUGCAGAUGGGGUCUAUCGUGUAGUCUCUCAAAAUGUAGAUGCAUCAACCCUUGAUCAUGGUGAAUGA